Molecule: messenger RNA, 705 nt
Organism: Malassezia sympodialis ATCC 42132
Lineage: Eukaryota; Fungi; Basidiomycota; Malasseziomycetes; Malasseziales; Malasseziaceae
Exons: 4
Coding region: 1-705 (234 amino acids)
Biological process (GO): pyrimidine nucleotide import into mitochondrion
Cellular component (GO): mitochondrion
Molecular function (GO): pyrimidine nucleotide transmembrane transporter activity
Source: RefSeq, a predicted model, not a curated record
AUGUGGGUCGUUAAAACACGCAGCAUGCUACAAACCUCGUCGGUCCCGGAGGAGCACCAGUAUCGGAAUAUGAUCGACGCUUUUUCCAAGAUUUACAAACGCGAAGGCUUCAUGGCAUUCUACAAAGGACUUUUACCAAGCCUUCUUGGUGUGUUCCACGUCGUUGUACAGUUUCCUUUAUACGAGCACUUUAAAAGCCUUACAGCAGAAGCUCAGCGUGGCGAACCUCUUACCUCAGGCUCCAUUCUGCUCUGCAGUGGCGGCUCAAAAAUGCUGGCUUCCAUUGUUACAUACCCUCACGAAGUGCUUCGCACUCGACUACAGAUGAUUCCUACGUCGACGACCCUGAAGGGCGUCACACAAACGCACUAUCCAAGCUUGCUUCAAACGAUUUACUCUAUCGCAAAGAGCGAGGGUAUUCCCGGGUUCUAUCGAGGCAUGGGUGUCAACCUUGUCCGGACUGUACCCAGCUCAGGUUUGACGAUCUUAACCGAAUCGCUUCCGGCCGACCUCGCUGGUGCCCCGGAGUCCUGUACCGUCGAGGAGUUGAUGGAUCAGGAGGACCUGGCUGCGACCUCGUCAGACACUCAGGUGGGACCCAAGGCGUCGUCUCCCACAGGAUUUCUAGCGUGGAUGCAACCGUCCUCUUUUGCAUGGAUGCUAGAUACGCCCUGUCUGCUCGUGCUGCCCAACACCAUCACUUAG